This is a messenger RNA of Polypterus senegalus (gray bichir), 4508 nucleotides long. Its product is annotated as gastrula zinc finger protein XlCGF49.1-like. Gene Ontology annotation, cellular component: nucleus. Bases 429 to 1253 code for a protein of 274 amino acids. Lineage: Eukaryota; Metazoa; Chordata; Cladistia; Polypteriformes; Polypteridae. Gene Ontology annotation, biological process: regulation of transcription by RNA polymerase II. The record is from RefSeq and is a predicted model, not a curated record. The transcript has 2 exons. Gene Ontology annotation, molecular function: RNA polymerase II cis-regulatory region sequence-specific DNA binding; DNA-binding transcription activator activity, RNA polymerase II-specific.
AGGACUGUGAGCGGCUCACACCAGAGGAUGUGUGUGUGAAGCUGGAGGAUCACGAAGAAAGAAUUUCAGUUUUUAAAGAGGAGGAGUGCAAAGGGGUGACUGCUGCCAUUAAAGCUGAGGAUUUGAAUGAUUUCCCUGUUGGUCUUGAACCUCUAAAGCAUGAAACUGAGGAUAUUUACAAGCAAGAUGCCUGUGAAGAAUCUCCAUCCAGUUUACAGCCCUGGUCCACUAAUACGGGACGACUGGCUACACAGGAGAAUUCUGUAGAGCUGAAAUCAGAGUUAUCAGAGUCUGAAGAGAAAAUCACAGAGGGAAAUGGGAGAGAAGGAGAAGAGUCACCUGGGAGUGUUGGAAUAAAUUUACAGAAGAAUGGCAGUUUCUGUCCACCUUCAUUUGGUCAGCCCUCCCUACAAUACAAAGAGAAAGCUAUGAAGAAAUUAGCAACGGGAUCAGAGAGCCUGACAACAGACUUUUUGCAGUGCAGUUCUCUCCCUGCUUCUGGAGUAACACAGACUGAAGCCAUCAAAACUGAUCAACAGCAAGUGGAGAAGGAAAUCGAAAUUCACACUGGAAAAAAAUGUUGUUUGGAAUGCGGCAAACAAUUUACACACAAAAGUGAUCUUAAUAAGCAUAUGAAGAUUCACACUGGACAAAAAACAUAUUGUAAGGAAUGUGGUAAGUCGUUCUCAACGAGAAGCAGUCUUCAAAGACACAGAAGAAUCCACACAGGAGAAAACACUCAUUGCUGUCCAGAAUGUGGUAAUUCAUUCUCACAAAGAAGUCAUCUUCAGAGGCACAGAAGAAUCCACACAAGUGAAAAACCUCAUUGCUGUUCAGAUUGUGGUAAAUCGUUCUCACAAAUAAGCAAUCUUCAAAGACACAGAAGAAUCCACACAGGAGAAAAACCUCAUUGUUGUUCAGAUUGUGGUAAGUCGUUCUCCAGUAGAAACCAUCUUCAGAGGCACAGAAGAAGCCACACAGGAGAAAAACCUUAUUGUUGUCCGGAAUGUGGCAAACAAUAUUCUGACAAACUCACUUUUCAAAGGCACACAGAAAUUGAUACUGGAGAGAAACCAUAUUGUUGUUCUCAAUGUGGAAAAAUGUUUUUCAACAGUAGGUGUUUUCGAGUUCACACACAAACUCACCCUGAAGAGAAAAUGCAGUAUAUCUGUUCUGAAUGUGGCAAAUGUUACGCAAGCAAGAAAAGUCUUUAUAGACACACCAAAAUCCAUACUGGAGAAAAAUAUUUUUGAUGUUUAAAAUGUGGGAAACGAUUCUUAGAUUUAAGCACACUUCAGUGCCACAUUAGAACUCAUAAUUGAGAGAAGCCUUAUUGUUGUCCUCUAUGUGAUAAGCAGUUCUUACAACAAAGCACCCUAAAGAGUCACAUCAGACUUCACACCAGAAAGAAACCUCACCAAUGCUUGGAAUGUGGCAAACAAUUCUCAAAACUCAGUUCUCUUUAAAAUCAUAGAAGUUAUAUUAAAGAGAAAUAUUACAGUUGAACUGAUUGUAGAAUGUUAUUCUCAUUAAGUCUAUUAAGAAACAAAGCCAUUCUGACUGUGGCAAGCUUUUCUCAGACAGCAGGACUCCUAAAGAUCACAUGAGAAUUCAGUCUGGAGAGAAUCCUUAUUGCUGGCCAGAGUGUGGCAAUCGAUUCUCACGUCAAACACACUUAGGCGCCACAGAAGAAUCCACACUGGAGAGAAGCAGUACACCUGUUCUAAAUGUGGUAAAGGGUACUCUUCCAGAAGAAGUUUUCGUAGACACACACAAAGUCAUUUUUAAGUAAAGCCUGUCCUAGAAUUGACAAAUGAUCUUUCCAUUGAAUUAUCAGGCAAAAAAAAUAAUAAUGAAGACAAAUCUUCUGAAUGCAGUAAUGAACUCAAGUUGAAAGUAAUUAAUAAAUACAUAAGAAUAGUGGAGAAAACGCUGAAAGUGUCAAACAGAUCCUAGAUGUAAGGUAACCUCAGAGCCACAUAUGAAUUCACACUGGAAUGAACACACUGGAAUACAACACACAUUUUAAAAACAGGAAGAAUCUUCUUCAACAACUUAAAGGUGCAAGAAAAAACUCAUUGUUGUCCUAAAUGUGGUUAACGAUUUUUAGACAGCAGUGGUCUUCAUAUUCAUACAAGGACUUUCUUACUUGUGGUAAGCCUCUUAGCUACUCUGAAUGUUGAAAGUGGUCCUCCUCUAUCAGCUGACAUCAGCAACAUGUAAGAUUUCAUGAAGAACUCUGAAACUUACUGCCAGUAUGUCAUCCAUACAGGGACUGAUCAUCUCUGCACCAGUGCUGUGACAUAAGAUUGUGAACAAUACAAACACCAGACAAGAGAAUGAGGUAGCAACAGAACAGUACUGUGCGGUGAUGACAACUUCAACCCCAGAGCACAACUGAAAAAGUUCAAUGUAGUAAUAAAAAAAUGGAGAAAUCAAAACAAAUGCACAGUGCAGUGCCAACUACCAGGAAGUGCCACUGACAACAAGGGGAAUAUUUUUGUUUUGGAGCUGUGGAGAUGGGGCCUUAUCUGAGUGGCAAUGAACUUGUACCAUCUCUGGGAUGUCAUCUGAUGGCUGACGCCUGGGCUGAGUGGAGACAGCCGUUCUUAACCCUGAUAAUGAAGAAGUCAUUUAGUGACGUCAGCUGACAGCCAAUGCUGUCCAAUCAGAUACUGGGGAGGGACAGUCGAGGAGGACAGGAGACUAAAAAGAGAGCCGUCACAUGUCAGACCAAUGUAGAGGGGCUUUAUAAGACUUUUACACUGAUUUAGGUCAUCAUUUAUAAAUGAUAAGAGUCUUUACAAACCAAACACAUUCAUCAGCUGUGUGUCAAGGGUGAGUCCAAAAGUGGGAAUUUAAGAAGAUCUCAAUACAAAUAAAAUUAAACAUUCAGGGUUCAAAGAGAAAUGUUUAAGACCUGAAGAGGACAUUACAACAGCAUGCUAGGGUUAGCAAGGGGGGCAACAGUGAAGAAUAUCAAUGAAUGUGUAAAAGGAACAUUAUUUAAAAUAAUAAUGUUAAUUUUAUGAAAAAUGGGACACCAUAAUAAAUGCACAACACAAUGAAAAUGAAAUGAACUGAUUUUAUUGUCUGACAUAUAAGAGAAAAAGUAAAGACAAAGCAGAAACACACAGGGAUCUCUGCUGACCCAGCUGUUAAUUUGAUAAAUUAACCUAAAAAUAUAACGGAUGUCACUUUGCUCCAUGUCAGUAUAUCCUGGGUGGUGUGUGAAGGACGCUCUAUACUCCGAAUGUGUUGGUUCAGGUUUCAGUUUCACUUCAGCAUCUUCUUCAUAUCGAUACCUAAGACAACGUUUCUUCACAUCGAGACUACAAGCUGGAGGCCACAGGAGCUCAAUAAACUCCAACAGCAGGAUGGACGAUUAGAAAGCUCUGCUCUGAGAGAGUGUCAGCUACACAAAGAUUCAGCUUCAUUUACUUGACAGAAAACUCCAAAAAGCAGAAGUGGCCCCUUCUGUACCCCCACCACUGAAGGUCACAUUUGACCCCCUCACUACUCGGUGUUGGUUCACUCUGCUUGGACUUUCUGUAUUUUUGUAAGUUUAAGUUUCAUUUUUUGGCCACACUCUUUUUACAUUUCAUGUCAUUGAUGUUCUCAAAUGUGUGAGUAUAGCUUGACUCUUACAAGGACUUAUCUAAAAAGGGUACAUUGGCCAUGAAAUGAAAGAAGGCAGAAAAAUAUAAAAGGUGGAAACCACAAAAUGAAGAGGUGACACCAAUGAAAUACUCUCAGUGGCAGAGGUGACGAGGACAAAAUCAGAAAAGACAUCACAGAAAAGGCAGGUACCAACUGAAAACAAAAGAAGAAAGCUGAUUGGUGGGAAGAACUGUCAGUCACUCCUGAGUGGACUGUUGAGGACACACGUGACAUGCAGAUUUCAAAGUUUAUGUGUCUUUGAUUUCAAAUCUGUGACCAUGCACUGAAUAAGUCUGUUAUUUAUCAGUUAGCAUGUUCUGAAACUGUAAUGUCAUCACAAAGAUCACACAAACAUGUAAUGUGGCGUUUGUGAUCAAUCACUUUUGUUGAUUUUUAUGACACCAUUCAUCAGCCCUGUAUAGAGUGACACUUCCAGAGCGGCAACCCCACUGCACCCCGUAGCACAUUUGGAGUUUGGGACUGGAGCACAAAGUGGAUGGCACUCUGAGAAGGACAGACUUGUAAGACGUGAACAAAGCCAGCUGCCCUCCCUGGUCUGUCUUCAUUCAGAAGGACUCACCUGAGUGGUGGGAUUGUUCUGCGGCGCUCCUGUUGGCCGACAUUUCAUCAGCUUGCUUUCUGUGUUUCAUCAGAUAACCAGCAGAGUUAAUCCAAGAUGAGCCAGGCCUGUUACAAUGUGAACGUUCUUGACAUUUUGGUUUGCUUUAAAUAUUUUUUUCUGCUUCUUUACUUUGAGUUCUUGUAGGCCUUGUACAUGAGAGAUUAUUAAUACAUGAGCAUUUGGUGUUAGUAAUGAAUUGACAAUUAAUAAACUGUUUUUAUUGCUA